UACCUGAAAAACUUUCCUGCUGCACACGUUCAACACCGCCACCAAAACGGCAGGACAACUGACCCGCGAUCAAUUUGCCACUUCCCAGACCAGGCGCGUCCUCCCCACCCCCGACGGCUCACGCGCCGCCGCCGCCAUCGCCACCGCCGCUCCUCCUCCUCCACAUCCACCUACCCGCAACCGCCAGGUGUCCAGCUUCCGCCUCCACCUCCGCAACUCCUUCUCUCCCACCCCGCCCAUGUGACCAUGUUCCGCAUGCGCCUCCGCAACUCCUCCACCAUGCCCAUGUCCCGCAUCGGCCUCCUCCUCCGCCGCCUCUCCUCCUCCUCCUCCUCCUCCUACUUCUCCACCUCCACCUCGCCACCCUCACGGUCACGGUCAUGGUCUCCCCGCGACGCCUUUGCCGCGGCCACGGAGCGCGUCCGUGCCGGGACGCUCAGCCCGGAGGACGCACACCACCUGUUCGACCAAUUGCUACGGCAGGACACUCCGGUCCACGAGCGCUCCCUGGGCGGCUUCCUUGCCGCCCUCGCCCGUGCGCCAGACUCAGCUGCCUGCAGAGAUGGCCCCGCCCUCGCCAUCGCCCUCUUCAACCGCGUAUGCCGAGAAGAAGCAGGCCGGCCGGUGGUGCCGCCCACAGUCUACACCUACGCCAUCCUGAUGAACUGUUGCUGCCGCGUGCGUUGUCCGGACCUAGGGCUUGCCUUAUUUGGCCGCCUCCUAAGGACAGGCCUCAAAACAAAUGAGAUCGUCGCCAGCACCGUCCUCAAGUGCCUCUGCUGCGCAAAACGGACAGAUGAAGCAGUAAACGUGCUGAUUCAUAGGAUGUCCGACCUCGGCUGUGUGCCAAAUGAGUUCUCAUACAAAACAGUUCUGAAGAGCCUGUGUGAAGAUAGCAGGAGCCAGCGAGCGCUCGAUCUGCUCCCGGUGAUGGCAGAAGGAGAUGGCUGCUCCCCCUGCGUGGUGUCAUACAGCACUGUCAUCUAUGGCUUCUUUAAGGAAGGAAAAGUAGGCAAGGCAUGCAAUCUAUUUCAUGAAAUGACGCAGCAAGGCGUUGUGUCUGAUGUGGUGACAUAUAACUCAAUUAUCGAUGCACUGUGCAAGGCCAGAGCUAUGGACAAGGCUGAGCUAUUCCUUCGGCAGAUGGUUGAUGAUGAUAUUCGACCGAAUGGAGUGACAUAUAAUGCAAUGAUCCAUGGAUAUUCCACUUUGGGCCAGUGGAAAAAGGCGACUCAGAUGUUUAGAGAAAUGACAAGCCGCGGUCUUGUACCAGAUACUGUCACUUGGAACUCAUGCAUGGCCUCCCUCUGCAAGCAUGGAAGAAGCAGAGAAGCUGCAGAACUUCUUUAUUCCAUGGCUGCGAAGGGCCACAAGCCUAAUGUCGUAUCCUACUCUACUUUGCUUCAUGGGUAUGCAAACGAAGGGUGCUUUGCUGAUAUGGUUAAUCUCUUUAAUUCAAUGGUAGGCAAAGGUAUUGUACCGAACCACCAUGUUUUCAACAUAUUCAUUAAUGCAUAUGCUAAGUGUGGGAUGAUGGAUGAAGUUAUGCAUAUGUUAACUGAAAUGCGGGAACAAGGAAUGAGUCCGGAUGUGUGCACCUAUGCAACCAUAAUAGCUGCACUUUGCAGAAUGGGUAGGCUGGCUGAUGCUGUGGACAAUUUUAAUCAGAUGAUUGGGAAGGGAGUACAGCCAAGCAAAGUUGUUUAUCGCUCCUUAAUUCAGGGAUUCUGUACACACGGUGAUUUGGUGAAAGCGAAGGAGUUCAUUUUUGAAAUGACGGACAAAUGUAUUUGUCGUCCUACCAUUGUCUUCUUCAAUUCAAUAAUGCAUAGUCUGUGCAACGAAGGAAGGGUCAUAGAUGCGCACCAUAUCUUUGACUUGGUUAUAGACAUUGGUGAGAGACCUGAUCUCAUUGCAUUUAAUACUCUGAUUGAUGGAUAUUGCUUAGUCGACAACAUGGAGAAAGCACUCGGUGUACUUGAUUCCAUGGUAUCAGCUGGCAUUGAGCCUACUGUUGUUACAUAUAGCUCACUUAUUAGUGGGUAUUGUAAGAGUGGAAGGCUCGAUGAUGGUGUUAUUCUAUUCAGAGAAAUGGAGCAUAAGAGAGUUAAACCUGACACUGUUGCAUAUAACAUCAUACUGGAUGGGUUAUUUCAUGCUGGGGCAACAAUUGUUGCAAAGAAGUUGUUCAAUGAGAUGAUUGAAAGUGGAACAGCAGUGAGCAUUUCCACAUACAGGAUAGUUCUUGGAGGAUUUUGUAGGAAUAAUUGCACCGAUGAAGCGAUCGUCUUGUUCCAGAAAUUAGGUGCAAUGAAUGUGAAGUUCGAUAUUGCAAUACUCAAUACCAUGAUUAAUGCAAUGUACAAGGUUCAGAGAAGAGAAGAAGCUAACGAUUUGUUUGCUUCAUUACCAGCCUGUGGGCUCGUACCUAAUGCCUCUACUUACGGAGUAGUAAUACAGAAUCUUCUGAAAGAAGGAUCGUUGGAAGAAGCUGACAAUAUGUUUUCAUCAAUGGAGAAGAGUGGUUGUGCUCCCAGCUCUCGUCUUAUAAAUUAUAUCAUCAGAACGUUGUUGGAAAAGGGGGAGAUAGUCAAUGCAGCAAAUUAUAUGUCUAAAGUUGAUGGGAAGAUCAUCUCUUUUGAAGCUUUGACCACUUCAUUGUUGUUGUCUCUCUUUUCGGAGAAAGGCAAAUAUCAGGAACAAUUACAAUUGCUCCCUGCGAAAUACCAAUUCUUUGGUGGAGUCAUUUGAUGCGCUGGACUUGGUAGAUAAGUUUUGGCAUGGUUCGGAGCUCCCUUUUAACCAUGUCAACAUGUGUUCUCUUCCAUCCACUCGCCAAGACCGGUCUGGGUGAUAAUGCCGUGUGCCAUGGUGUUCUGCUCUGAUGUGUGGCUACUGGGCGUGUAUGCUAUUGUCAUUUUGUUCCGUCUUCAUGCUGUCUCCUUGUGCAAGGGUUGUCUGGUGUGUGGUGCUUUUGCUAAUGGUAAAAAUAUUGUGGGUGUUCGGGGUCAUAUGAUGGUGGAUCUUGUCCCAGAGUUUAUCGAGUUCUUCCUCACGGUGUACUCUGGUCUCACUGCACCCUGAUGUGCUUGAUGGUAUUGUUUGGAACCCAGCUGCGGCCUGCGGAUGGUUUCCAUUCGGCUAAAUUGGUGUAUGAUGUGCAGUUCCAAGGUGUUAUGCCAUCGCAUAAUAUACCUUUGUUUCUCAAUCAUUUGUCUUGGGAUUUGAAUGUGACUGUGUCAGAUUCAUGACUUGUUAGAGUGAAGCAAUUGGGCUCAGCUCACAGGAGCAUGGGGGAGGUCUGUACUAUUCCUGAAAUGCUGUGAGGUCUGGAGUGAGUGUAACAUGAGGAUGUUGGAAUUGAAAAGCAUCCUGAUCUACAGGUA
Triticum urartu is the source of this 3386-nucleotide messenger RNA. RefSeq lists its product as uncharacterized. Gene Ontology annotation, molecular function: protein binding. The record is from RefSeq and is a predicted model, not a curated record. Lineage: Eukaryota; Viridiplantae; Streptophyta; Magnoliopsida; Poales; Poaceae.